Messenger RNA from Caenorhabditis bovis, 384 nucleotides. Lineage: Eukaryota; Metazoa; Nematoda; Chromadorea; Rhabditida; Rhabditidae. The record is from the annotation of a GenBank genome assembly.
AUGAGUGUGGCGCCAACCGAUAAUUUCAAAUCUCAACCACCACCACCAUACAACGUUGGCGAAGGUGCACAGCCAGUACAACAGGCGCCGACGCAGCAGAUUUAUGUUCAGCCGGCUGUUGUUCAACCAAUCGCCAUUGUCGUCGAAGAAGUUAAAGAGACUUCGUGCCGAGAACCCUAUAUGGAAUAUUGUCCAAGAUGUCGGAUAACUGUGAUGACUCGAACUGAGGAGAAAAUCGGAUCAUUUUGGUGGAUUCUCUUCAUCAUUGGAUUAAUACUCUUCUGGCCGGCGCUGUGUUGCCUUUGCUGCAAAAUUUCCAAAGAUGUCCGUCACAUGUGUCCAAAUUGCGGAACAAUGGUUUCGUGCUCGAAAAAAGGAUGCUAA